CUCUCGAGUCGCUUUGCUCUCAUUGACACUAUUCACUCUUCUUGCCUGAUAACCCCAAGACGCCAUAAACGAUGCCAUGCACGACAAGUCAUGGUCACUGCGUUCAGCUACAUACGUCUGGUCUCUCCUGGGCGUACUCCUAUCUUGCUUCGUCUACCGGUCAUUCAACUUGGAUCAGACACAGUCGGGCAGCUGGGGUUGCGAGAUGAGCUGGAUGACUCCUUCUUAUCUCAAGAUGGAAUGGUCCGAUUCUCCCAUCGCAAAGUAUAGCUUGUUCCUCUACAGAGAAGUCGGAUGGGAUACAAUCAACCCUUCAGGUCAACCUGUCCUCUUCAUUCCUGGCAACGCCGGCCAUUACAAGCAGGCGAGAUCCAUCGCUUCUUCCGUCAUACGUCAGCGGAUGGAUCAUUCUGGUCAGCUCAACCAUGAAUUGCAGACUUUGAAAGGAGUUGAUGUCUUCACAGCUGACUUUAAUGAAGAACUUUCCGCUUGGCAUUCCCAAACUCUGCGAGAGCAAGCUACUUUCGUUGUGGGAGCCAUCCACCGAAUCCUUGGCGAAUAUGAUCACUUGCCCUUUCAACAUCGACCGACCCAGAUCAGCCUCAUAGGACACUCCAUGGGGGGAAUCGUCGCCAGACUUGCGCUCACCAUGCAAGACCCCAAACUCGUCGACGUCGUCAUCACCAUGUCUACACCUCAUUUAUUUCCUCCUGCACCCCUUGAAUACGACAUGGAGGCUAUCUAUAACUUGAUAAACUCGCAACAAGUCAAUGCGGUGACACCCGUUCUGGUCUCUAUUUGUGGGGGCGUCGCUGACACCCAAAUCGUUUCCGAUGCUUGCAGUCUUCCUCCACAAUAUACGUCUGCCGGCGUCGGUGUCACCGUCUUUACAACCAGUAUGCCUGGAGUGUGGACACCAGUCGAACAUCAAGCUAUGGUCUGGUGUCAUCAGGUCCGCUGGCGCAUCGCUCGAACACUACUGUACAUGGGCAACUCCACCUCCAGGUCGGAGAAGCUGCUUGUCGCCCAACGAUGGCUUGUAGGCGAUCAGAGCUUGCCAUUCACUCCACAUCCGAUAUCAAACUCCGACGUGAUCCAUACUUUCAUCGUCACAUCGCAAAACAUGACUGUCACCGCCCAACCCAAGGGCUUCGACUGGAACGACGGAAGUCCUGUCUCGAAUGUCGAAUGGUGUCCCACAGAUUCCGUCUGUCAACCCAUUCCCCAUCGCUGGGAAGCCAUCCCCUUCCCGGCCGACGAUUCUGCUCCUUUCCCUCUUCCUGGGGAAGGGUGUCAACCCGGCGACGUGGCUUGGGUGGUCACGGUUGGUCUACCUGAGAUUGUCGGUACACUGCGAUUGGGUACACGUUCUAAUGUCGAGGUUUCUAGGGGCCCACAUCUCACUACGUUAGGUCACAUUUUCCGUGAGCCAUGCCUUAGUACGACUAGACACCUCUGA
Tremella mesenterica DSM 1558 is the source of this 1459-nucleotide messenger RNA. RefSeq lists its product as uncharacterized. Gene Ontology annotation, molecular function: phosphatidylinositol deacylase activity. Gene Ontology annotation, biological process: GPI anchor metabolic process; endoplasmic reticulum to Golgi vesicle-mediated transport. NCBI's taxonomy places the organism in Eukaryota, Fungi, Basidiomycota, Tremellomycetes, Tremellales, Tremellaceae. The record is from RefSeq and is a predicted model, not a curated record. The transcript is spliced from 3 exons. Gene Ontology annotation, cellular component: endoplasmic reticulum. Bases 77 to 1459 code for a protein of 460 amino acids.